GUCGAAUGCGAAUGCAGCUUUCAAAUGAAAAUUUAUUAGCCGUACCGAUCUCUUUUCAUCUUCGUUUUUUUUUUCUUGUCUACCGUUUUCUUAACCUACCUUUCCUUACCUUACCUUCUUCUCCCUCCGCGCUAACAACCGCAAAUCGUCACAUCUGUUCUUCCAGUUGUCGACGAAUUUUCUCUCCUCCGCACAACAACCACCUCUCAAACAGGUCACGGAAGAGAGAACACAAAGGUUCAUUUUCGACUAUUCCCAUUAUCUUUACCGUCACGGCCAUCAAUCAACCCUGGUAAACGCCACACCCCAAAUCCCAAAACCUACCUUUUUAAUUGGUCUCAGCAGGCUUGGCCUCGUCGCUCAUUCAUAACUAAAUCAUAUCACAACCAUCUUCACUUCUUUUACUUGACCCCUUUUCUCAAUUACAUCGCAACUCGCGACUUUUUUGCUUCUUACAACACACCCUUUUCACAACAACAAUUGCAAUCAACAAUGGCCGACGAGAAGAGUCGUACCUCGGGCGAGAUUCCCCGACCGGAGUCAAAGGGUCCUAUCCUGCCCACUACUACUCAGGAGGCUGAUAAAAUUCAACCUCCUAAGGCCGCCAUUCACCCGGCUGUCUAUGUCGCAGUAUGGAUCUCUCUAUCGUCAUCCGUCAUUCUCUUCAACAAAUGGAUCCUGGACACCCUCGAGUUCCGUUAUCCCGUCAUUCUGACCACUUACCAUCUGUCUUUCGCGACCAUCGCUACGCAAUUAAUGGCGCGUUACACUACCCUUCUCGACGGUCGCAAGUCGGUUAAGAUGACUGGUCGUGUCUAUCUCCGAGCCAUCGUUCCCAUCGGUGUCUUCUUCAGUCUCAGUUUGAUCUGCGGAAACUUGACCUACCUCUACCUCAGUGUCGCAUUUAUCCAGAUGAUCAAGGCUACCACUCCCGUUGCUGUACUGCUUUCCAGCUGGGCUAUGGGUCUUGCCCCUCCCAACCUUCGACAGCUUAUGAAUGUAUCAGCCAUUGUUGUCGGUGUCAUGAUUGCCUCUUUUGGCGAGAUCAAAUUCGUCUGGAUUGGAUUCCUCUACCAGUUGGGAGGUCUUAUGUUCGAGGCUAUUCGUCUAAACUUGGUCCAAGCCCUGCUCAGCUCUGCUGAGUACAAGAUGGACCCCCUUGUCUCGCUUUACUACUUUGCCCCUAUCUGCGCUGUCAUGAACGGUGUUGUUGCGCUUGCUUGGGAAAUUCCCAAGGUCUCCAUUGCUGAGGUUUACCACGUUGGUCUCUUCACAUUCUUCUUGAACGGACUUUGCGCAUUCCUGCUUAAUGUGUCUGUCGUCUUCUUGAUUGGCAAGACUUCGGCUGUCAUCAUGACCCUCUGCGGUGUCCUCAAGGAUGUUAUGCUUGUUGUUGCAUCUAUGCUCAUCUGGGGUACUCCCGUCUCCGGUCUUCAGGCCUUUGGUUACACCAUUGCUUUGGGUGGCAUGGUCUACUACAAGCUCGGAUUCGAUGCUCUCAGGGGAUAUGCUGGUGAAGCCGGACGACACUGGGCCGAAUUUGGUGCAGCCCGCCCUGCCGCUCGCAAGAUCGUUGUCAUCGUCGCGGCACUCUUGUUCGUCUUCAUCCUCUUUGGAGGUUUGGCUUCCCCAUACACUGGAGACUACAACCCCUCGCAAUACCUUGCUGGUGCUGCUGAGAAGUUUGGCGUAUCCUCAUAAACGAAGAUGUGAUGAAAGAGUCUCUAUUUCACCAUAUGCUUUUUUAAUCUUCGGGGUGGACGGGGAUAACGGUUAGGUUCGACUACGAAAUCCUAACUUGAUGGGUAAAUGCUACGUGAUGAUCCAGUAUGCGUUUCCCUAAUUUUUCGAGUACAUACUUGCACAUUUUCCAGAUCAUCUCCGUGAAGGGGGGUAACGGGUGGUAAUUGGAGAGUUUUUUCUUUGUGUCGAGGACACUUUACGAGGGAUAACCAACGUGGCUUAUAGUAGGGCUAUAGAGAAAGCAGACAGGCGUCAAUUGCAAGGGUCGGGUUGCAUCUGCUUCGCAUCACGAUAAGGCAAGUUCUUCAUGUAACUUAGAAGGUCCUGGGAAUUAGACCUGAAUGAGAACCAAAAAAAAACCGAAAUCAUAAUUAA
This is a messenger RNA of Hypoxylon fragiforme, 2118 nucleotides long. Its product is annotated as TPT-domain-containing protein. The transcript has 5 exons. NCBI's taxonomy places the organism in Eukaryota, Fungi, Ascomycota, Sordariomycetes, Xylariales, Hypoxylaceae. Bases 493 to 1701 code for a protein of 402 amino acids. Gene Ontology annotation, molecular function: antiporter activity. Gene Ontology annotation, cellular component: trans-Golgi network; endosome; Golgi apparatus. The record is from RefSeq and is a predicted model, not a curated record.